AUGUCUUACAUGUGGUAUCAGAGCCUGAUUCAAGAUCUAGAUUCUGUACUGUCUAUUUUACCAGAAUUAAAUCUGCUAUUAGGAGUUUCUGUUGAAAUUAGUCGCUUAUCUGUUCCCGUUUCUCUGCAUUCGCAUGCUUCAUCUGUACCACUGUUCAAUGGGCUCAAUUUCUCUGACUGGUGUGAACAAGUUCAGUUCAACUUAGGUGUUUUGGACUUGGACUUGGCACUUCAAGUUGAGAAACCUGCUGAUCUUACUGAUGAGAGCAGUGCUGAUGAAAGAUCUAUCCAUAAAACUUGGGAAAGGUCAAACAAAUUAAGCUUAAUGUUUAUGCGGAUGACCUUAGCAAAGAAUAUCAAGUCUACUAUCCCUAAAACUGAGAAUGCUAAGGAAUAUAUGAAGUUUGUGGAAGAACGUUCCCAAACAGCUGACAAAUCACUUGCUGGCACACUGAUGAGUACCUUAACCACCAUGAAAUUUGAUGGUUCUCGUACCAUGCAUGAGCACGUUACUGAAAUGAGUAACAUUGCAGCAAGACUUAAGACUCUUGGGAUGACUGUGGAUGAGAACUUCCUAGUACAGUUUAUCAUUAACUCUUUGCCUCCCGAGUACGGUCCAUUCCAUAUGAAUUAUAAUACCUUAAAGGACAAAUAG
This is a messenger RNA of Olea europaea var. sylvestris, 654 nucleotides long. RefSeq lists its product as uncharacterized. The record is from RefSeq and is a predicted model, not a curated record. NCBI's taxonomy places the organism in Eukaryota, Viridiplantae, Streptophyta, Magnoliopsida, Lamiales, Oleaceae. The transcript has 3 exons. Bases 1 to 654 code for a protein of 217 amino acids.